ACCAAAUAAAAAAAAAAAAGUUCCAUAGACAAUAAAAAAGAUGUCCCGCCUCAGUGACAACAGUUCUUCAGACCGUAGUUUAGACAGGUUGAACGAAGUUAAAGCUUUCAUUGAAGCUAAUAAGCGAAGCAAUGAAAAGAUAGAAGACCACCACGUGGAUGCUGAAAGAAGCCUGGCGAAACUGAAUGAACUGGUCUUCGAAGAUGCGUUUGAAGUAACAGGUCACGGGCGGUUCAACCACCUAGUCCUACUGACCUGCGGACUCAUCAUGCUCAACGUGUCGAUGGAGUCUGUGGGAAUGAGCUAUGUUGUCCCCGCUGCUGAAUGUGAACUGGAGCUCACCAGCGAGCACAAGGGUCUGGUCAAUGCUGCUGCAUUCAUAGGUAUCAUAAGUACUUCGUUUCUCUGGGGCUACCUGGGUGACCGAUUUGGUCGGCGUGCAGUAAUGUUACCCGCCAUGGUUGCAUCGGCUGGAUUCUCCAUAGCAUCAUCCUUUUCCACUAACGUCUGGAUGCUGUUGAUCCUUAGGUUCUUCACAGGUUGCCUUGUUUCUGCAUCAAGUGCAACGGUUUACGCUUAUCUGGGGGAGAUGCAUACAAGCUCAAGACGCGCUGCAGCUAUAGCUUGGGGCUCAGCUUUUAUCUCUUUCUCCUUUAUGAUCUUACCAGGUCUAGCAUGGCUGAUAAUCCCUGGCACCUGGUCCUUUCCGCUGCUCGGAUUCAAGAUGGUUCCGUGGAGGGUGUUCAUAUGGUCAUGGUGCGCGCCAGGACUGGUGUCCGCUGGCGCAUUGCUAUGGUUACCAGAGAGUCCCAGAUACCUGCUAUCGUCUUGCGGUGCGGAGAAAGCUUUGCCAGUGCUGGCUAAGAUGUACGCGUACAACCACAACACUAGGGAGUCCAACUAUCCAGUGGAAAGGAUAAUUACUAGCAACAUAGAGGCAUCCAAGACCGGAGGGUUUGUAGGCGCUGUGAGGAAUAUAACGCUGAUGUUCCGACCGCCAUUGUUACGCUGUGUCGUGAUAUCGCAUACACUGAUGUUUGCUGUGUUCAUGCUAUCAAGUGGCCUGUAUGUCUGGGUGCCUGACAUCCUCAACAGCAUGCUGCGCAGUACGAGUGAAGAGAGCAUCACGAUCUGUCAGAUCAUUCACGACAAGUUUGACAGGGAAAGGAACUUAACCUUGAUGGCGCCGGAGCACGCAUGCCACUCGGAAGUGGCUGUGCGGGUGUUCCCCAUCUCAAUGGGCAUGGGGGCGGUCUUCGCCGUCGUCUACCUCGCCAUCGGCGUCUUCAUCGGAAGGAUUGGCAGGAAGACUCUUUAUUCUAGUAUAAUGGUGGUAUGCGGAGCGGCAACUGUCGGAGCCGCCUUCGUGCCACAAGGAGGUGCUGCCACGGCGCUGCUAAUCCUGGCUCUCUGCUCAGGAUGCGCUGCCUCCAUCCUCGCAGCCAUCGCCGUGGACGUGUUCCCAACUUGUCUAAGAGCUAUGGCCAUGUGCGUUAUGUACAUGGUAGGGCGGGCGGGUGCGGCGGUGGGCGCAUACUUACUGGGCAGCACCCUUGACGUGCAUUGCCAGCUGGCUUUCUCCGUGUUCGGCGCUUUCACUGCAGGAUCAACGGUGCUCAUAAUAUUUUGGCCCAAACCCGAAGAAGUAAGAGAAGAAAUGGAGCAAAGAGGGUUAACGUAUUGAUAAAAUAUAAUACCUAAGAGUAAUCUCGAAAUUUUUAUACUUGAACGCCCAAAUUCAAUAAUAAAUCUAAUCCAAAAGCUUAAGAUUGCAAAUUGAAUUUAGUUGUGCUAUACCUAUCUAUCCUUAACUGC
This is a messenger RNA of Pararge aegeria (speckled wood butterfly), 1815 nucleotides long. Its product is annotated as synaptic vesicle glycoprotein 2A-like. The record is from RefSeq and is a predicted model, not a curated record. Gene Ontology annotation, biological process: transmembrane transport. Gene Ontology annotation, molecular function: transmembrane transporter activity. The transcript is spliced from 11 exons. Lineage: Eukaryota; Metazoa; Arthropoda; Insecta; Lepidoptera; Nymphalidae. Bases 41 to 1684 code for a protein of 547 amino acids.